Molecule: messenger RNA, 4616 nt
Organism: Toxoplasma gondii ME49
Lineage: Eukaryota; Apicomplexa; Conoidasida; Eucoccidiorida; Sarcocystidae
Exons: 1
Coding region: 1249-3528 (759 amino acids)
Source: RefSeq, a predicted model, not a curated record
UUCGAGCUCGAGUGUCGCCACCGGAAACCCCUCCCACUCGAAUCGUUCCAGAACAAAUGCACAAGUCGCACUGUUUCAGCCUCACAUCUUCAGCCACUUUUCUUUCUCGUGACGACGUCGAAACCUAGCGAGAGGAGGCAUCGACCCUGUCUUUCGCGAGUCGGCGCAGGUGCAAGACAACGCUCCCCGGUCUCCGCCGUUGCCCGUUGAGGCGUUUGGUGCACGUUCUUGCAGCAAAUAAAGAGAGUAAGGAGUCGAGAUUCCUCAGCUUCACCGGACAAUCUCGUUUUUGAGCCUUUGCCACGCCGAAGAACAAAGAACGUCGCACUUUUCAGCGGACAAAUCGUACGGGAGCCCGAAGGAGCUCAGCGCUUCGUUACUUAGUAGCUCGCGGGCGGAAGCACUCUCUCGCCUUUCCUAGCACUCUGUAGUGUCUCUGAGAAGAGAGGCGUUGUUCACGACUUGCGUCGUUGCAGGGCGUUCGAGAAAAGCGCAACAAGCUCGCAAAAGUGACGAAGGACUGUCAAAAACGUUGCAUCUUUUCGACCUGAGCGAGAGAGUGACACGCGGGAGGAGUCGGCCUGCGUAGGUGCUAGGAUCUUGUGCAGGCCAGUUGGGGGUCGAACCGACGUCGUUGUGUAAUCAAGAAUCUCUGUUUUCUCUCGCCUUUCAUCUCUGUCUCGAACCCGGUUGUGGUGGCGGCAAAAAGGACAAAAUAACGGGAGUCGCAGGGCGUUUUCGCUGCUCCCUUGGCCUCGCGACACUUCGCUCUCUUUGAAAACGAGCUUUCCUGCGUGUGCUUACGCUGGGGCGCAACUUGCCAACGCCGAAAAGACGUGCUCUCUUUUGUCCCGCUCUCCGUUUUUCGCUGCUUUCUCGGUCGGCACGCACACCUUCUCUCCGUUUCAGCUCACCAGGGGAAGAAUUUCGCGUUGAACGCCUCGUUUCCCCGUUCACACAGAGGCACUUCCCGGCGCGACCCCGGCGGUCGAAACCGCCUUCUCUAAAUUAAUUCGCGGUUCAAAUGCUGUACCCCGCCGCGGUCUUGACUCCCUCUGGGUGAGCUGGAAGUGCGGGAGUUCCACAUCGCUCGACGCUAGAGCCACUGCACAUCGGGAGCGUUGUUCUAGACGUACACCGAAAAGGACUCUCAUCAUACAACGCCUGUGUUCACCAAAGAACACGCAUAGUCAGAUGUAAGUGUGAUCAAUCCCCUCGUCCUUGGAGCAACCAGAAGGUCUUCCGAGGAUGGCGAGGAAGCAGAAAGGCGAAAAGUUUGCGGAGCCACCCGGGACGGCCUCUAGGCCUGGAGACGUAGAGGAGAACGCGCCCAUGAACGGGAAGGAAAGCUCGCCUUGGACCGGCGGGGAACCGGUGGGAGGUAAGCCGAUUCCACCUUCUUCUCGCCUCUCGUGUGAAGCAAGCCAGUGCGACUCAAGAGUUCUCAGCGGAAAUUUCCAGCACGGACCUCCCGCCAAAGCGCUCCAGCCUGCGGGCGGGACAAGUCGAGUAGUCAAGAAGCGAAAGACCGACAGAUCUUCGCAGAGCGGAUCGGCUUCCCCGAAAGAGUCUUCUCGGCAAGAGAAGAAGGCCGUCGGUAGUCGCUGCUCCGCUGCCACCACUCCUCCCUCUCUCCCGAGCUGGGCACAGCGGGAGCGGGAGGCUCUCGAAACGCUGACGGAUGAGUUCUACGCGCGCCACAGACUAUACCUGCGAGUCUGGCCGGUGACCGCGUCUCAGGAGGAAGGGGAGAGCUCGAGGGGGAAGAAGAAGGGCGAUGAGGACGAGGCCUCCAAGUUGAGACAAGAGCAACUGAUGAACAUGAGAGUCAUGCUCCACGACCGCGUCGCGGAAAACCUCUCGUUCACAUGCACACAGUACAACAGCCCGCUGCAACCUCCACGGAACCGGUGUCUCCCGAGUUUCUUGAAGCCACGCGGAUACCGAGCCUGUCGCCUCGCAUGCACUGAUGAAGUCAAUCUCUCCGUCACCACCACAGGGACAUCUGAGGACCCCGAAUGCGACAACCCCCGAGAAGGCGACGGCGGCGCUCCCCACGGCGAGGAGACAGCAGAGGAGCUCCUGGAGGAGGCAACAGAGGGAACAGCAGAGGGGGAGGGGAUUAGAAGGAAGGGCAGUGUUGGUGAAGCCGAGUCGAUUGAAGCGAGUGGAGAAGACAAGAUCAACGAGCUUCAAAAGUCGCUUCUCGCGGAUGGCUUCACAGGCUGCUGGAUUCUUUUGCUCUCUGAGAAAUACAUCCCGCCCGCAGAGGAGCCCCACCUUCCCCCGCCACAGGGCCAGGAGCCCCAGAGGCCCGCAGAGAGCCCCGCAGGAUCGAGAGCUGGCAGACCUUCCGCGGACCACGGGGACGCUUCUGUCUCUGGAGGCGGCCAUUCGAACGGGAGUGGAGACACGCAGAAGCCCGGAGGCCUAGAAACGUCUCCGACGCCUCGUGUACGGAGAGUGAUUGUCUGUGGGGCUUUGGUGGAGGUGUAUUCGAACAACGAGAGACAGAUCUCUGCCCUUUGGUGUCUCCCCUGUUUGUCUGCCCAAUCCACGCGGCUGUUGCUCCAAGCCUUUCUGCCUCGGCUGGUCGUCGAGGCGCUGAAGCUUCCGGACGUCCUCCCGCCGCCGUCUGCGGCGGAGCCGAAGAAGAAGAAGAGAGCGAAGGGUCCGGGCAAGGGGGGCGACAACGCGGGCUCUGAGAGCGAUCUGGAGUCUGUCGCAGCGAGCCUUGGGGGCGCGGAGAACGACGGCGAGGAAGGCCCUCCCGCGCCGAUGAAGAGCGUCUUUGCAGUCUGUGAAGACACGCUUCUCUGGCCUCGCCAGGCUCUCUUUCUACUCGCGUCCCCCACAAAAAUGGACUUUCUGCGACAUGUCGAGCCUCUCCAACCCCAGGCUCUUGUUCCCCCAGGUCCUGACGAAGAAGCGCAGCCUCAACUGCAUGUGGACGCGGGCCUCGGACCCCAGUGGCGCGACUGUAACUGCCGCCGGCGGUUUCACGCUGAGGCGCAGAGGCCAAAGCCUCAAAGCAUGGAACCAGGCAAAGCCGCCAGCAGCUGGGGUGCGAAACACACUACGCAGUCGCCGAACUUCCCAACAACAACGCAGGCGCCUGAUACCUUCCUCCGCUUCUUCUCAGUUAGCGAACUGUGGGCGGCGCGCCUGAUGCCCCCGAAGGAGGCCCGCGCGCGCCUCGAGGCCGCGGAGACACGGGGGCCCGAAGAGCCCAACGACGCACCGGAGACACGGACGGAGCCCGAGGCGACGCCAGGGGCUGUGGCGAAGAGCGCGAAGCACUUGAAGACCAAAGAAGAGCAGAGACACGCGAGUGUCUGGCCUCUCUUCUCAGACGGAUGGGCCAGCUUGGUGCCGAAGGAAACAUGCGACCAGCUGGUCGAAGAAAUCUACGGAGGCAUGCCCUACCUUCGGCAGUACUUCGAUGAAGACCCUCAAGAAACGAAUGUGGCUCGAGACGAAAUGUGUGGCUUAACUGAAGACGAGUGCCGCACAAUCCUGCAGUGGUGAAGUGGCCGCGAACAAAGCAUAAAAAUGUGCUGGACCAGUGCCUCGACCAUCGCAAUCGAUAUCCAUUUACACGCAUAUUUCUGCAGAUACAUAUAUAUAUAUAUAUAUAUAUAUGCAUUUACAUAUGUGUAUAUGCAUUUAUAUACGUGUAUAUGUAUAUAUAUAUAUAUAUAUAUCAACGUAUGCCUUUGUACAUAUACGUAGAUAUAUAUAUAUAUAUAUAUAUUGAUGGAUCGUUCAGUUUCCGAGGCACUUGGAAGACGAAGACUCAUCCCAUUCCUUGUAUCCCGCGGUAGACUUGCACGCACAGGGGUUCCGAAGGUGGGCGGAAGUGUCUUGCAGGAGUGGAGUUCUUUCAUUUGGAGAGAACGUGUUAUUCGCGUUUCUUCGACAUGGAACGUUCGACCUCGCUUUCGUUCUUGUAGGUCUACGUUUGUGACAAUGUAUAUUUACAUGACUAAGAGACAGACGCAUAUUCACAUGUCUACGAGCACGCACAGUCUGCGGUGUCGUGCGGGAAGCGAUUCUGCAUCUGAGACGAUGAUGCUGGCUCCGAUCCUUUUACGCGAGUACGACUCUGAAAAAAAGGGCAGUUGAGCGCGUUUCGAAAGUGCGAGGUUCGUGGGCGACUCUGAAGUCUUCAAGUGGCUUCAGCUGGUGCAAGACAGCACCCUGACGCGGACUCUGUGGGCCAGUGGAUAUUUUCGACAUUGCAUUCUUGUUUGUAGUUGGUAGUCGCGGAAGCCGCACUGCUUGCUGCGCUCCAGUGUCCCUCUGCAGGGGGAUAGCGCAGAGCAGAAACACCGAUACAAAGCGAUGAUGUGCGGCAUGCCUCCUUCGAUUUUAGAUGAGAAUGCUUUUGGAGGACAAUUACGUAGUCUUUUUUCUCUGGCUCUUCACAUGCAGUCAAGAAGCGUUCCAGAAGAUAACGGUGCAGCUAUAUUUCCAUGAUUUCCCAGAUGCGCGCAGAAACUCCUGGACGGUCCAACGCACCCCGGUGCGGUACCAUUUGAACUUUUUCCGCGAGGCCUUGCUGACGCCUCGGAGUGUGCAGAACUCACUGAAUGACAAAGACUGGUUAACUCCGA